AAGAAGCCAGGCAGCUAGGCGGUGGCGGAGUACCUGGAGGGCAAGAAGAAAUAUGAAGACAUGAGGAAACAGAAACUGAAGAAGGGAUCCAGCAGAGAGGCACAGACAAUGGCGCUGCUGGACCGAUUCAAGUCAAAGCUAUCUUCAGCCAUCACUGAGGCCCCUGAGGAGGCCCCUGAGGAGCUGGCAGAGGACAGCGACAAAGGAUGGAUGGCCCAUGUUCUCCAGUUUGAUGAGCAAACCAGGAAAGUUAAGGAUGCCAACAUGCAGGACGAAGACACGUUUGAGAUCUACGAUCCACGCAACCCUGUCAACAAACGGUGGAGAGAGGAGAGCAAGAAGAUCAUGAAGGAGAAGAAGGCCAAGAGGUGAGGGGUCAGGGGUUAGGCAUGGAGAUUAACCCCAGCCAUGUGACCGACCAGGCCUCUCUUCCUCUAACCUACCACUUCGAAACAACUGUCUCUCCUGCCUGCCUGAGUGAACUUUGAACCCUGGAAUGCCAUGAAUGACCAAAACAAAGCUAUUUAUGAGAAACUGUUGGAAUCCGUUCACAUCUGAACUAAGGGAACAGUUAACACGGGGCUAACGUGACUCCAGCCCAUCAGGGUUAUCCCUGAUAAAAGGGAAACGCACGCGACCUGACAGCUAUAGCUAAUCUAAAACUCUCCGUCAUCAAUACAUAGUAUCCUAUCAUUUUGAACUGGAAUGUGAACCCACAUUUCUAAGAAUAGGGUCAUUUUCUGUCAUCAUUAAAGCUCUGGAUGUUGUGAUUGUGUGAGUAUUGGGAAGUAAAAGUGAAAAGGUGAGUUGAGAAAUGCCCAGGUAUCCAGUUAAAGUAGUAAGGGUGAUGGAUGAUGGUCCAAGUCAUUGAUAUCAACAUGUCGGAUGAGCAAUAUCAUGAACAUGUUCUGAUAAUAAAUGACCU
Messenger RNA from Coregonus clupeaformis (lake whitefish), 925 nucleotides. Its product is annotated as spliceosome-associated protein CWC27 homolog. NCBI's taxonomy places the organism in Eukaryota, Metazoa, Chordata, Actinopteri, Salmoniformes, Salmonidae. The coding region runs from base 61 to 372 and encodes 103 amino acids. The transcript is spliced from 3 exons. The record is from RefSeq and is a predicted model, not a curated record.